Messenger RNA from Seminavis robusta, 1488 nucleotides. Lineage: Eukaryota; Bacillariophyta; Bacillariophyceae; Naviculales; Naviculaceae. The record is from the annotation of a GenBank genome assembly.
AUGAUGAGCUCCAUCGUGUUUUCCCCUCGUGAUUUCCUUCAAAACCCAAAAGAGUAUGUUCAAAACAUCAGAGAGUACCGCAAAUCAAGGCUAGACAUGAAACCCUACGAUGAGGUCUUCUUGGACUCCGACAGCUACUUCAAUAAGGUUGCCCAAGUCCUCAAAAGACAACGCUCAAAGGGACUGGUAGUAGUGAUUAAUCCUUAUGAGUCUGCUUGUAACGACACCGUGACUUCUUUGAGAAAGGCCUGCACUUCCAAUCAAUCUAUCACCCACUUGACCAUCCAGAUUGGAAGCAGGGAGCUAGCAUCCUUUGAGUUUCGCAACUAUGAAGCUUCUGAUGUUGCUUGGAAGAAGAGCCAGAUCCAUAAGUUGAGCAGCUCUCUACUAAGCCUGCCCUGCUUGACCCACCUCAAGAUUGACUUUUCACAUUUAGUUGUGGAUGAAGAGGGCGGUGAGCCCUUUCUGGAAGUGUUUCAGGCAUUGCCGAAGGCAAAGAGUCUAAAGAAUCUUACGGUCAACGAGUACGAGCUUCACUUGUCCGAUGACAACUACAACCUUGUUACCUCCAAAGUAGGACCGCUUGCAAAGCUUUGUCAGCCUCUGCAACACAACCUCUCGCUUGAGCAAAUUACUCUGAACUUGCAAAGUGAUAACCUUCCAAGAGAAUCACCGGCGGCGCUAAUUGUGAUGUCCUUUCAGUCUCUUCCCAAGCUCAAGAGUCUGGAGAUCACAGACCAAGCUCGAUUUGCAUCUGGCCAGGCUCAUUUGACCUGUGGUGGCAAAGACCUGCAAGAAAUCCUUCAAGCCAACACAGGACUUGAGAGUCUCAAGUUGUGGUUGGCGUACUAUGCCAACAACAACACGUGUUGGAAGGACGAAGAAAAUCUCCUGCAUGUUGGCCGCGGAUUGGAGGCCAACACUUCUUUGCAAACACUAAAAGUGGGCACAGAUCCAACUGCUUGCGCAAUUUCGGGGCAUGCAGCCAAGCAGCUGGAUGAAACAGAGCAUACAGAAGACACAGAGGAAAUGAUAUCAAAUGAGUUCUCCUUUCCUGAUUAUGCCAGCGAGAUCCAAGAGCGAGAUGACGAGUUCCUUAAUCCCGCUUGGGGCAGAAUAAAAUGCCAGCCCAAGCCACAGCAAGAACUCCUCCGUGUCUUUGAGCGAGGACAGAACUAUGAGCUUAGGGAACUUUCCCUGUUUGAUAUUGUUCUUCCUGCCAAAGUAGCUGUCUAUCUUCAACUGAAUGGCACAGGAAGGAAGCACCUUUUGGACAGCAAUGCUGGCCCGGAACAAUGGAUGUCACACAUUGUGUCGAAGCAGUCACAACUCAGUUUGGAUGCAACCUUUGAGUUGCUGCGAAUGAACCCAGCAGCCUUGCUCAGUACAGAGGCAAAGCGGCCAAAAAAGAAAGCAAAGACUUGGAGAAAGAGGGUGGCCAAGGCAAUGUGGAGACAAAAAGGAAACUCGUUGGCAGCUGGGCUGUAG